UCUUACCACAGUCUCUAACGUAUGACUGUUUGGGGACAUCUCUGCUGACAUCGGUGGCAUCGUAUUCAUCUCCGGAGUCCGGCGUGUGACAUUGUAAACUUGCUUCAAUAAUCUCGGAUAAUCCUCAUGUGGUACCCAUCGAAUCCGGGGUCAUCGGGCCUACUGAGGUGCAGUCACCUUCGAUACUUCUCAACAUUGAGGAUCACUCGCACUCUGCGUGGGACUCUAACCCUAGAGUUUCUAUUGACCAUCAUGGUGACUGGAUGUGUCAAUUACUUCUCAACUAUCUCCACGCUGAAAUCACACAUGCUCAACACCGCGGCACUCGCAUCUCCACCCGCGGAGCUGCUACUCGACGUGACUGCAUCCCAUCCAUCUUAUUCCAGACUCCGCAUGUCUCAACCAAGGACACCAGUGACUCAUGAAGCAUACCAACUCACAACACCCCCCAAUCGACUACUACAUCGGAGUUCCGGCCUCUAUCGACAUUCAGCAUAGCGUGUACCCAGGUUCCAUUCUCGGCGUUAUUUAGACCCUGCGUUGUAUUCCGUAU
Molecule: messenger RNA, 553 nt
Organism: Aspergillus ibericus CBS 121593
Lineage: Eukaryota; Fungi; Ascomycota; Eurotiomycetes; Eurotiales; Aspergillaceae
Exons: 1
Coding region: 127-498 (123 amino acids)
Source: RefSeq, a predicted model, not a curated record